Molecule: messenger RNA, 4329 nt
Organism: Amphiprion ocellaris (clown anemonefish)
Lineage: Eukaryota; Metazoa; Chordata; Actinopteri; Pomacentridae
Exons: 2
Coding region: 998-2113 (371 amino acids)
Source: RefSeq, a predicted model, not a curated record
ACAAAAGUAUUGUCGCAAAACUGCUGCUGCUGCCUCUCUGGUGCACAUUCUGGAGAAACGCGCAAAAUCAGCUGAUCUGUGAGACAUUCAGUCGCUCCGCGUCAAACAGUUUUGUUCAAAGAAACGUGGAGCAAAAAAAAUGUAAUAAAAAUACUGCUGUGCUGGAAAAGUUGUGUUACGACAUUGCAUCACUUCUGUGAAAGUGGAUAUGUUUCAUAGUAUCUAGAUCAGGGGAGUCGAACCAUUUUAGUUCAGGGGCCACUUAGGGCUUUCGACCAAAGAGCACCAGGUGCUAGGUUGGUUCAAAGUUGAGAGCCAGUGCUUUUUUGGUUCAAAUCUCGUGCUGCCCCAGAACGGGUUUGUGUUUCCACUCAAGAAGGAGCAAAGUUGGAGCUGCGUCAUUGCGCCGCCACAAAACGUGUGUACAUACUGCGUACGUAGCCGUUCAACAGCGUUCACGCCGUACGGAAACCCACACAACAACAAUGGAGGACUUCAUUGGAGUGGUGUUCAUGGCUUUGCUAGUGUGUCUCGCCAUCGCUGAACAGUAAAACCUUCUGUUAGGGGUUACCCAUCGGCGUCGCCGUUCCAAUGCCCGGCGAUCACGUUUGAGAAGAAAGAUGUUUUUAGAUGUCACCCCGCCCUCUGCCCGUGACAUGCUCGGCUCUCAACUCUGGCCACCUCUGGCCCAGCAACGAGUUGGUGCCCGAAAAAGCCCCAGUUUUUGGAGCCCGGAGCCUCAGCUCCGGUGGUGGAAAGACAAAAAACCGGCGCCAAGUCGGGCACUGGCUCCGACUCCAAACGGGCUCCACCCCGGUCGAAAGCCCCCAGGCUGCCCAGUUUGACCUCAAGUGGGCUGGAACAGUAAAAUCAUAGCAUAAUAACAUAAAUAACUCCUUUGUUUUAGUACAAAAAAGUACAAGUAUAUUCUUCCCAUUUAAUAAACCAUCUCUUUACAAAACAUAAUGAGCAACCUGCAUUUUUUAAAAAAAUCAAAAUGAAAAUAUUACCUAAAAUCAACCAUCUCUUCUCCAUGAUUCCAUUUAAACCCACAUCAAAGUGGUUCCAAUCGUUAGACUCCGCUAUUGGUAAAUUCUACUCAAAGAAUAAAAAGGCUAAAAUCAGUUUGACUACCCUCCAGAAGAAUAAAUCCGAAGGGGGACUGGAGGCUCCCAACUUCAUAUAUUAUUAUUUAUCCAACCAAUUACAAUAUCUCACCAAAUGGAUACAUCCACAUGAAGAAUAUAACUCCUGGCUGGAACUAGAACAGUUAGAUUGUAACCAGAUCAAAAUCUCUGACCUUCCCUUUAUCACUUCUGCCCUUAAACAUCACUCCUGCUUCAAGAACCCAAUGAUCGCUUCCACCUUGUCUGCUUGGUGGAAAGCACUGGAAAUCACAGGCUCCCAAUUAAAACCCAGUAUACUCUCCCCAAUCUGGCACAACCCUGAUUUUGCCAACAACAAAAUAGCUCUUUAUUUCAGCACAUGGGCAGAGAGAGGAGUCACCCACCUCCAUCACCUUCUUGAUGAUAACAUAUUUAGGACAUAUAUAAACUUAUUCCAAACAUUUGAAAUAAGAAAUGGAAAUUUUCUUCAGUACCUACAGGUAAAGAAGACUAUUACAAGUAGAAUUCCAUCGCUUCAGACUACUUUACAGCCAACGGAUUUACAGCCACCUGAAUUUGUCGAAUACAUUGUGAAACUGUCUCCAAGAAAUAAAAAGAAUCUCUCAAAAAUUUAUAGUUUACUCUCAAAGACACACUCUAUACACCUACCAACUCAAAAAUGGGAAAAAGACGUAUCCAAAUCUUUUGACUCUGAUUUUUGGACCCAGAUCUGUGAAAACACAUUUAAAAUGACUAAAAACACCAACUUACAAUUGAUCCAAUUUAAGGUGCUUCACAGAACGCAUAUAACGCAAUAUAAACUGUAUAAAAUGGGCUUCUCACGCUCAGACACAUGUACGCAAUGCACCCAAAACAUGACUGACACUUACUUUCACGCUCUGUGGCUUUGUACACCCGUCUAUCAAUUCUGGGUAACGAUCACAGAAACUCUCCAAUAUUUUGGACUGCGGGAUUCCGCACUCCCCGAACGUUUGCCUAAUUGGUGAUCUAACGCAAACAGCCCUACGAGACAUUCAUAUCCAACCCACACUUGCAGCUAUCGCCAUUGCCAAAAAAACUAUUUUAGUUAACUGGAAAGAUAAGAAAGCCCUCAACAUCAUCCAUUGGCUGAACCUCCUCACAGAGCACAUUUCACUUGAGAGAAUAUCUGCUAUCGGAAAAAACCAUUUAGACUCCUUCAAAGAAAAAUGGUCUCCAUUUAUUAAAUCAAUAAAUAUUAAUCUAUAGCCUCCGCUUGUAUGUGGGCGUAUGCCACUUCCCUCAUAAAAUUGUAAUUAUUAUUCUGUCUGUGUGUAUGGUCUGACUUCUGUCUGCUUUAUUUCAGUUUAUUAACCCUCUACCUUUUUAAGUAGGAUGGCACCAUGGACUUCAAGGCUGUGUGCAUGCACUGGUGGUGUCCCUUCCCUAUUGCUCUUGGGGUUGCUCUCUGGCUCUGCAGGGCCUGCGUGGCUCGGGCCCCUCUGCCUGGGGGUGGGUGUCCCCGGUGUCUCUCCCUUCGAGCCCUGGGUCUGCUGGGUCUGUGCGCUCUCCCGGGGCCUUGGGGGUGGCGGCGGCUGGUCUCUUCUGGGGCGCCCUGGCUGGCCCUGGGGUUUGGGGUGGGUCAGCCCUCUGGUCGCUCCCCUGUCCCUUCCUGCUCUGCUUCCCUCCUCCUCCCUCCUCUCCUGCCUGGCCGCUCGUCCUCAUCCCUCUCCCUCCCCUCGGGGGGCUGGGGGCCCUCCGCUGCCUGGGGGUCUGGCAUGGGGGCCGGGUGGUCUCUCUGGGGGGGUGGCUCUGGCUCAUCCGGGCACAGGCCUUGAUACUUACCUGUGUGCCGCCACUGGAGAUUAGUUUCUGCUGGCUGGGGGCUUCUGUCCGGGCCCGGUGCUGUCCUGGGGAGUGGUGGGGUGGGUGGGGUCUCGGUGGUGCUGCGGGGUGGGCGCCCUGCAUCCUGGACGUGCCGGCUCUGGGGUGGGCGUGGGGGCUCAUGGCCCUCGCUCCCUGUGGUGCGGCCUGGUCCUCCCUCCGGGGCAGGGUGCUGCAUGCGGCUGGCCCGUGGUGGGGCUGUGGCGCCUACCGGGGCGCUGGUCUAGCGCUGCGACUUCUGGGGGUUUUGGUGCUGGCUGGGCCGGUCGGGUUCGUGUGGGCCCUCCUCGGCCUCUUGCUUCUGGGCUCUGGGGGUCCUCUGCAUCAGUACCAGUGGUCUUACUACCUGUCUCCCCCGCUGCUCUGUCCUCAUGGGCCGGAUCCACACCAGACUGCCUCUUACUGUGCACUUCACAUACUUCACACAUCACUGUAUAUAGUUACUCUUAGGCACAUAUAGGGACACAACAGUUAGGGCCCUGAGAGCAGGUGGGGGCAGGAAUGAUGGGCUCUGUGGUGGGGCGGAUGGCAGGGCUCUACGGCCUUGUCUCUUCCCCAUCACCCUCUUGCUUGCCUCCCCUGCUCUCUAUGUUUUUAAUGCACCACACACACUCACACCUUGGGGGUAGGUCUGGGACAGCUCGGGGAACUUGGGUCAGGGUAGGCUGCAGAGUAGCCAUCCUCUGUGGUCCUCUGGCCCGCCCCCUGGACGCCUCGCCCAGCCUCCCCACUUUUAAUGCACCACAUGACACUCAGGGUUAUACUACCACGGUGCAGGGAUAAUGUCUCCAGUCUGGGAUCGGGAGACAUAUUAAUAGGGAGUAAUGGGGGAGAUUUCACUAAUAUGGCCUCGCUGGUGGGACCCGGCCCCCUUAUAGCUAUGGGGUGGUGGGGGUGGACCAUCAUCUGUGUUGCUGUGGCUGGGGGGUCCCCGGGACCUGGGGGCUGUGGUCGGGGGGGGUUCUCCUGCGUGCCCGACGGGUCCAGGCUGGUGCGAUGGCUCUUGGUGGGCUGCGGGGGCUGGAUUGGCCGUCCUGGUGGGCGCUGUGGCUGUACUGCGGGCUGGUGGCAUGUGGUGGCUCUGUCCUGGUGGGUUGUCAGGGCGCAUUGCAGGGGGUGGGGGCCCUGGGUGUACUGCGCUCGCCUGAGGCCUGGUGCGGGGGGUAUGCAGGGUGCCUCCCUGUUGGCGUCGCCGGGCCCCACCACACUGUCCAUUUCUACCCUCUGGACUCGCAUCGGGUCCCGGCUCCGAUUUCCUCUGACCGGCUCCCGGUGGUGGCCUGCCUUGUGAUGGGCUGGUUGCCGCCCCUUCGGUGGGCCGCUCGGCCCCUGUGUCUGGCUUCCUGGCUGCGUGGGGCCG